CCAUUUAUCAAACUCACAAUGCAAUUAAAACUCAAACUCUUCAUCACAUAUAUUAGGUUUUCUGUCUUUUUCUUUCUUUUUGUUGAGGUUGUAUGGUUUUGUUUUGAUUCGGGAUGACUAUCCUUGUUCAGCAGCCUGAGUUUGGAGUGGAGGCAGAGGAAACAAAGGUCCCUACUGACGAGAAAGACUUGGUGUUGGACGGUGGAUUUGUUGUGCCACAGAUCAAUUCAUUUGGCCAAACCUUUAGGGACUAUGAUGCUGAAAGUCAGAGACAAGAAGGCGUGGAAAGCUUCUACAGAACUAAUCACAUUAACCAGACUUAUGGAUUUGUGAAAAAGAUGAGGGAAGAGUAUGGCAAAUUAGACAGGGUGGAGAUGAGCAUAUGGGAAUGUUGUGAACUUCUCAACGAAGUUGUUGAUGAGAGUGAUCCGGACUUGGACGAGCCCCAAAUCGAGCACUUGUUGCAAACGGCUGAAGCAAUUAGAAAGGACUAUCCCAAUGAUGAUUGGCUGCACCUAACUGGCCUUAUUCAUGACCUUGGGAAGGUACUUCUUCUUCCUCGCUUUGGGGAACUUCCUCAAUGGGCUGUUGUAGGUGACACAUUCCCAGUUGGCUGUUCUUUUGAUGAAUCAGUUGUCCAUCACAAGUAUUUCAAGGAAAAUCCAGACUACAGCAAUCCGGCUUACAACACUAAAUGUGGAGUUUAUGCUGAGGGCUGUGGGCUCAACAACGUGAUGAUGUCAUGGGGACACGAUGACUACAUGUAUUUGGUGGCAAAGGAGAAUCAAACCACUCUACCUUCUGCAGCUCUUUUUAUCAUCAGAUAUCACUCAUUCUAUGCAUUACAUAGAUCAGAGGCAUAUAAGCACUUAAUGAAUGAGGAGGAUGCUGAGAAUCUGAAAUGGCUCCAGAUAUUCAACAAAUAUGACCUUUAUAGCAAGAGCAAGGUUCGGAUCGAUGUUGAAAAGGUUAAGCCAUACUAUCUUUCCCUCAUUGAAAAGUACUUCCCCUCGAAGCUAAAAUGGUGAAAACUCACUGGAUUUGAAGUUUGACGAAUCAUCGAGAUAUACAUCAGAGUGCUUGCCUGUUUUAUAGCUAGUUGUGGAAAAUGGUAAAUCAGAUGUCUUUCCUAGCUGUAGUUGACUAUUUCCUUUCUUUGAUGGUAGUGAUCACGUACGUAUUAAGCUUAAAGCUAUGUUUUGCGUGAAAUUUCAAUUCUCCCUCAUUUAAAUAAUGUUCUCUUGUAUUUCAAAGCUAUUCUGAGAGUUAGUAAGCAAUGAAAAUUGUAUGGCUUGUGUUGGGAUUGGUUUA
Molecule: messenger RNA, 1311 nt
Organism: Juglans microcarpa x Juglans regia
Lineage: Eukaryota; Viridiplantae; Streptophyta; Magnoliopsida; Fagales; Juglandaceae
Product: inositol oxygenase 1-like
Exons: 11
Coding region: 114-1028 (304 amino acids)
Biological process (GO): inositol catabolic process
Cellular component (GO): cytoplasm
Molecular function (GO): inositol oxygenase activity; iron ion binding
Source: RefSeq, a predicted model, not a curated record